AUGACUACCCUGAACAGAGAAAGCAUGGAGCCAGUUGCCAACCCUAAUGAGAUGCUAUGGGUGGCCAUCAGCCUGACCAUCUUUGUGCUGUCUGUCGUCACUAUCAUCAUCUGCUUCACCUGCUCCUGCUGCUGCCUGUACAAGAUGUGCCGCCGACCACGUCCGGUUGUCACCAGCAUCACGUUCACCACUGUGGUGCACGCCCCUUACACUCAGCCUCCAAGUGUGCCACCCAGCUACUCUGGAUCGAGCUACCAGGGCUACUACCCCAUGCUCCCCCAGCCAGGGAUGACAGCAGCACCCUACCCAACACAGUACCCACCACCUUACUCGGCCCAGCCCAUGGGCCCGCGGGCUUACCAGGAGACACUGGCUGGAGGAGCAACCGCACCAUACCCCAUGAGCCAGCCUCCUUACAACCCGGCCUACAUAUAUGUCCCGAAGGCGGCUCCCGGAGCGUGCCCCGGCCUCUCCGGCUGCCACUAGGUUAUGUUGUGUGUGUGUGUGAGUGGUGUGCAAGCACGGUUCCUUACACCCCGUGCGUGCUGUGUGUGUCCUGCCUGUAUAUGUGGCUUCCUUUGAUGCUGACGAGGUGGGGAACGAUCCUUGCCAGAGUGGGCUGGGACCAGACU
Molecule: messenger RNA, 632 nt
Organism: Gorilla gorilla gorilla (western lowland gorilla)
Lineage: Eukaryota; Metazoa; Chordata; Mammalia; Primates; Hominidae
Product: protein shisa-5-like
Exons: 2
Coding region: 1-486 (161 amino acids)
Source: RefSeq, a predicted model, not a curated record